AUGGCUCUGCUUGACUUGCCAAACGAACUUCUACAAGUUAUCACACAAAUCCUUGAAUCACAAAGAGAUAUCAACGCUUUAGCACAGACGAACCGUCGCCUUUACUUUCUUCUCAAUCCCUACCUUUAUUCUUCAAACAUUCGACAUCAUAACAGUUCAGCCAUGGUGUGGGCGGCUGAGCACGGUCAAUUGCAAACAGCCCAAAAGUUGAUUUGCCAAGGGGUGGACGUGCAAUAUCAUACCAAUCUUGGUUUAGUUCCCCUUAAUCUUGCGGUCUUCAACGGGCAUGAGGCUGUAGCAAGACUUUUGCUGGCACAUGGGGCUGAUCCAGAGAAAAAGGGCCUAUUUGGUCGCACCCCACUGCAUGAAGCAGCACGCCGUGGCCAUGAAGCAUUGGUCAGACUCUUAAUGGCUCAAGGCGUUGAUCUGGAGCCUGAAGAUUCAGAUGGUCGAACCCCAUUACACGUCGCAGCAUACGGUGGCCACGAAGCAGUAACUAAAUUGUUACUAGAGAAGGGCGUUGAUCUGCAAAUGAUGGAUUCCAAAGAUUUAUUGGGUUGCACACCACUGCUAUACGCAGCACAGGGAGGCCAUGAGGCAGUGGUCACGCAUUUGCUAGCAAAAUGGGUUAGCCUAGAGUCUCGAGAUUCAUAUGGCCGCACUCCACUGCAUCUUGCGAUAUGCAACAACCAUGAGGCUGUGGCAAGGCUCUUGAUAGAAAGCGGCGGCAAUAUGCAAUCGGAGACCCAGAUGAUCCCAAGGCCAUGGUACCACUGGCUGGGGUAUGGUUAUGAAGCAAAGGCUAGUCGAUUACAGCUGAAUGCUUUUGGUCUAGAAUCCAAAAAACGACAAUACAUGGAGCAGCAUGUGAUUGCUUUAUAA
This is a messenger RNA of Penicillium odoratum, 882 nucleotides long. Its product is annotated as ankyrin repeat domain-containing protein. Gene Ontology annotation, molecular function: protein binding. Lineage: Eukaryota; Fungi; Ascomycota; Eurotiomycetes; Eurotiales; Aspergillaceae. The transcript has a single exon. The record is from RefSeq and is a predicted model, not a curated record. Bases 1 to 882 code for a protein of 293 amino acids. Gene Ontology annotation, cellular component: nucleus; cytoplasm.